Messenger RNA from Schistosoma turkestanicum, 1418 nucleotides. The record is from the annotation of a GenBank genome assembly. NCBI's taxonomy places the organism in Eukaryota, Metazoa, Platyhelminthes, Trematoda, Strigeidida, Schistosomatidae.
GUAGUUUUCAGGUCUGUAUCAACACUAUGAAAAUCGACUGUCUUUUCAUCCCACUCUAUAAAUAGUUGAGAUAUAGACAGCAUCUACUGACAGGCGCAUAAACUGAAUAGUGACUUACUUGCUCCUGAUUGGGUAGUAUUACCGUCUAGAUAUUGCAUGUCUAGCAUUACUGAUUGAUAUUUUUCACGCCGAUAAAUAAAUCCAAUUCACGUAAAUUUUAUCUAUACACGUUUUCAAGUAUCUUGAAGCCCUUGAGUAAUGGAAAGAGGCUUAGGAUAUAUUGGUAUCGUUCUGUAUAUUUUGGUAAAUAUUCUAAAUAAACAUCAGUUCCAAUCAGUGCGUUGUUAUAAUUGUGAAUUCUGCCCCAUAGUGACGAACGUAUCAAUAUAUAAUGCCAACUGUACAUCUUGCGCAAUGUCUAAUGAUGGUUUCUCAGUUCACAGAACUUGUGCGCUUGGUUCAAUACCUGUUAACUUCCCUACGGUAAAUCUGUCUCAGUGCUACACCGAUUUAUGUAAUGGUGUAACAAUUGACAACACCGGAAGUCGACCGACAGGAUAUAUACAAAAACCAAUCAGUUGUUAUACUUGUUUGAAUUGUACAAAAUAUAAUUACAAGAUUGUUAGUGGUUGUGGUGGAUGCGUGGUAAGUUCAAAUAACUAGUGUAAUAUUAUUCAUUUUAUUAUGAAUUAGAUUUACGAUAUAAAAAAGUAGGAUUUCAUAAGUAUUUAAAAAUUCAAUCAUUGAAAUACAUUGGAAUUCAACAAGUUUAAAAUCAGCCAUUCGAUCUGUAGACUAUACAUUAUGAUUCACUUCAAUCGAAUUUCGUAAAUGUAGUCAAUUGAAAGUAAAAACAAAGGAAUUGAAAUACUUUUGAAAUGUAAUUUGACUGUAUCUACCCUGAUUCUUUUAGUUCAGAAAUGAAAAGUAUUGGAUGGAAUAUUAUUUUCGUAUGGGAUGAAACUUACAGAUAUCUGAAAUUUUAUUUCUUACGACUACAAGCUCCGGAGUUACAAGUAAAUUCUGUGGACCUACUUGUGAUCAAGUUAAAAGUCGGAAUGAAUUUGAAUGUUGCCAAACAGAGCUGUGCAAUGGAAAGACAAAAUUGUCUGUUCAUCACAGUGUUAUUAUUGUUGUGUUUGUUUUCACGCUGAUCAGUAAAUACAUGUUAUAAACGACUGAACAAGAAAUCUUCUCGGAUUCAUUUAGUCGCCUUAAGUUCACAUAAAUUUUGGUCAGUAUGACUCAAAAUUUGUUCAUUGUUAACCAUUAUAUAACACGUCACAUAUACAUUCAUGUGUGGGUUUUUUUUUCGAUUCAUUGGUUUUGCAAAUAAUUCAUUACUGUACGACAUUAUUUUUCCUGUAUUUGUUUGUCAACAAUAAAUCUUAUGUGUGAAUAUAAAUGUGCUUCUAUUA